CUGUCUGGUGCCUGCCAGUGCCAGGCUGGGUUUGGGGCAGAGAGGAAGCCAGACCAUGGUGAGGAAGAUGAGGCCUGUGCUGUGGACACUCUGUGCAGUCUGGGUGACUGUUGAUGCCAUCUCUGUGGAAACCCCACAGGACGUUCUUCGGGCUGCCCAGGGAAGCAGUGUCACCCUUCCAUGCACCUACCACACUACUGCUACCGACCGAGAUGGAUUUAUCCAAUGGGAUAAGCUUCUGAAGAGUCACACGGAAUCGGUGGUCAUCUGGAAAUUUUCCACCCAAAACUACCUCUACGGUGACCUUUAUGAGAACCGCGUCAACAUAUCGGGCAAUGCCGCGCACUCAGACGCCUCCAUCACCGUCAGUCAGCUGACCAUGGACGACAACGGUACCUACGAGUGCUCCGUUGUGCUGAUGUCAGACCUGGGCGGCACCUCCAAGUCACGCGUCCGCCUCUUGGUCCUCGUGCCACCCUCCAAGCCAGACUGCAGCAUCGAGGGAGAAACUGUGAUUGGGAACGACAUCCAGCUGACCUGCCAAUCAAAGGAGGGCUCCCCAGCCCCUCAGUACAGUUGGAAGAGCUACAACACGCUGAACCAGGAGCGGCCACUGACCCAACCAGUCUCAGGCCAGCCCGUCUCUCUGAAGAACAUCUCUACAGACACGUCGGGUUACUAUGUCUGCACCGCCAGCAAUGAGAUGGGAUCGAUGUCCUGCAACAUCACUGUGGCUGUCAGACUUCCCUCCAUGAACGUGGCGCUGUAUGCGGGCAUCGCGGGGGGCGUGGUGGGGGCCCUCAUCGUCAUUGGCAUCAUCGUCUACUGCUGCUGCUGCCGAGAGGACAAGGACAAGGACAGGGAGGAUGCAAGGCCGAAUCAGGCUGCCUACCAGGAGCCGGCAGAGCAGCAGAGAGAGCCUUCCAGAGGGCGGGAAGAGGAGGACAGCUACAUGCUCGAGGAGCAGAGGAGCUCCGGGCGUGAGUCCCCUGACGACGCUGGCCGGUGACCAGGCCUGCUGCAGGCUGGGGUGGAGGAAGGACUCAGGAUUCAUUCCUCUGUUUCCGGGUUCCCUUCCCCUCUCUAACCCCAUGUGUCUGCUGCUGGGGGGCUUGGCCGGUCUGGCUGAGGGGAUCCUCCUGUGACUGACCUUGUCGACCGUGCUGUCCUGUGAAGUGACCGCCACCCCACUGCCAGACCUAGUCCGCGGCUUGGCCUUCACCCCAGCCCAGGCCUCAGCCUACACUCCCCUGGAGCUCCUGGAGGUGCAGCGUGAAUGCUCCUGCUUGUCACUCUCCAGGGAGCAGUGCCAGCCUUAGAGGGCAGGAGCCUGCCCUGCUCACCUACACGCCCAGGCCCUAGGGACCAGCUGGCAGAGGGUCUGCACUCGAUAGUCUGUUGUCGAAUGGAUACGAGAAUAAAUGAGUAUGCGAAGGACUCCCUACUAUGUGUUCAACUUAAGUUCAGACUCCUUGCUUGGGGACACACAUUGGGGUCUGGUUCCCUUCACAGCCUCAUCUCCCACAACCACCCACGCAUUCCAGACAUGCCCUCACCUCGCGCCCCCAGUGCACAUGCCCUUGUGGGGCUUUUGCCCACGCACUUUCCAUCUCUGCCUGUGAAAGUCCUACCUGUCCUCCAGGCCCAUCACAAAGCACAGUGAUUUUGACAACAUCAUCCUGAUCGCCCAUGUACAUGGCAACAGUCCUGUCGCUUUGUCCCACAUCUGUUCAUGGGCCACGUGGCACUGUCAUCUGAGCAGAUGCCUCUCGCUCUGUUAGAGUAUGAGCUCCUUGGGGCAGAGCCUGGGCCUUGCUGCUCCUGCCUCCCCUGGAGCCCUCGCAGCUGAAUUUGGGAAACUAGUAAGGUUGGGCCUUCCCCUCUGUGGUCUCCCUGAUGUGACAGCAGAUACAAGGAUGGCUUCCACCCAGAGCCACUUAGUUGAGUAAGUUAAAUAUGAAUUGAUUUAAAAUGAACAUGCAUACAGGAGCUUGCUUGCAGGUGGGUCAGGGUUCUCAUGUCCUGCUGAUUCCUCUCAAGGCCAGGAUAACUGGCGAGCCCUUCCCAGUCUGCGCCAUAUGCCUGGUUCCUGAUACCUCACCCCCUGCCCAGCCCAGCCCAUUCGGCUCGGGUUUGCUGGCUGGGCCAUCUUGUGGUCAUGGCUUCCCCUGCGUGUGGAGUGUUUCUUCUGCUCUUGUGAGCUCAGCAGUGUUACGGCUGCUUAGGUCUUGUGGCCCAGUGGCUGGUCUCGCCCAAAUGCAGUUUACUAUUAAAUAAAUAUUAUUGUCUUUUCUAGAUGACCCAAAAAGCAGUUUCAGAAAUCUAUUGUCUAUUUGUGAUUUUUUAAAAAAUGUACAUUCUUAUAUAUUUUGUUUAAUUCUUUGCUUCCUUCAAAUUGCUUUCAGUAAUAAAAUUGAUGGUGGAAAUUCUA
Messenger RNA from Galeopterus variegatus (Sunda flying lemur), 2431 nucleotides. RefSeq names its product glycoprotein A33 (transmembrane) (gene GPA33). The record is from RefSeq and is a predicted model, not a curated record. Lineage: Eukaryota; Metazoa; Chordata; Mammalia; Dermoptera; Cynocephalidae. The transcript is spliced from 7 exons. Bases 56 to 1009 code for a protein of 317 amino acids. Gene Ontology annotation, cellular component: plasma membrane.